AAAAACCAUUAGUAAAAUCUGAGCCGCAUCCUAAAUUCUUCACUGGUCCAAGUUUCAGAAUUUCCAGGGAAGUCGCCGACGAUUUCAAUUUUGAUCGAGUGAUAGACAAGUAUUGGAACCGUUGGAUGAUAUUGAAUUGAUAGCUGUCGACAAGAAGGACUUGAAGGGGAUUGAUUGUUGUCCAUGUCUCAUGUCUGUAAUCUUUGCUUCCAGUAAAUAUAGUGCUUUCUGAAAGUUUGGAAAACUUCCCACCUUCAUGCUGCGUGCUUCCUCUCAACGUUACAUAUCGAUUUCUUCAUGUUGCCACAAGACCCAUCUCUCAUUUCCAUCAAACCUCAGCGGUUCAAUCUCUAUAAACUCUCACUAUGCCCAGAUUAAAUCACAAACCUCUAUCGCCCAUGAUGAACUUCUGGAUUUCUUUGACCUUCUUCUUCCGCAAUGCACCACAGUUCAACACUGCAAACAAGUUCACAAUCAAAUUGUUGUCAGUGGCACACACCGGGCGGCGUUCUUGGCCGCCCGGCUUGUGUCUGUCUAUACACGUUUCCAGCUCGUUAUGGAUGCUCGGAAAGUGUUUGAUGCCAACCUAGUUGAGGGGCUUUCCAACUUGCUUUUGUGGAAUUCGAUUCUGAGGGCUUGUGUCUCAAAUGGGUACUAUGGAGAAGCCUUUAAACUUUAUGAUAAAAUGCGAAAGCUUGGGAUUUGGGCCGAUGGGUUCACUUUGCCUUUGGUUAUAAGGGCAUGUAAAUUUAUGUGUAGUUUUAAUUUGUGCAAGACUGUUCAUGGUCAUGUUUUACAAAUGGGUUUCCAAAAUCAUCUUCAUGCUGUGAAUGAAAUGAUUGGAAUGUACGGGAAGCUUGGGCGAAUGGAGGAUGCCCGACAUUUGUUUGACAGAAUGGGUGUUAGAUGCUCUAUUUCGUGGAAUACAAUGAUUUCCGGUUAUGCCUAUAACUAUGACUGUAAUUGUGCAUAUGAGAUGUUUCGGCGGAUGGAGUUGGAAGGGUUGAAGCCGAACCCUGUGACAUGGACGUCAUUGUUGUCAAGUCAUGCUCGAUGUGGGCAGACUGAAGAAACCAUACAGUUGUUUCGUAUGAUGAGGAUGAGAGGAACUGGGGCUACUGCUGAAGCGGUUGCUGUUGUGUUAUCUGUAUGUGCUGAUUUGGUUGCGGUUGGCAGGGGUAAGGUCAUUCAUGGAUAUGUUAUAAAGGAUGGGUUUGAAGAUUACUUGUUUGUGAAGAAUGCACUGAUAUGUAUGUAUGGGAAAUGCGGAGAUGUAAAAGAUGCACAUAAUUUGUUCUUGAAGAUGGAAACAAAGAAUCUAGUGAGUUGGAAUGCUUUGAUAACAUCAUAUGCCGAAUCUGGAUUUUGUGAUGAGGCUUUUGCAAUAUUUUCACAGCUGGAUACUUCAGAUGAUUAUCCUAUGGUUAGACCUAAUGUCAUAAGUUGGAGUGCCAUUAUUGGUGGAUUUGCUUCCAAGGGCCGAGGGAAGGAAUCCUUGGAACUCUUUCGGAAAAUGCAGCUUGCCGAAGUCAUGGCUAAUUGUGUGACAAUUUCCAGUGUUUUAUCGGUUUGUGCAGAGUUAGCAGCACUGAAUCUUGGUAGGGAAAUACAGAGUCAUGUAGUUAGGGCUUUGAUGGACAGUAAUAUUUUGGUAGGAAACGGCUUGAUUAAUAUGUACACAAAGUGUGGAGCUUUCAAAGAAGCACAGUUAGUAUUUGAGAAAAUUGAUGGUAGGGAUUUAAUCUCCUGGAAUUCAAUGAUUUCAGGGUAUGGGAUGCAUGGACUUGGUGAAAAUGCUUUGAAAACUUUUGAUGAGAUGAUUAAAUCUGAAUUGAAGCCAGAUAGUGUCACCUUUGUUGCUGUUCUUUCUGCUUGCAGUCAUGCUGGGCUUGUUGCUGAGGGUCGUAGGUUGUUUAGUCGAAUGAUUAACAAGUUUAGGAUCGAACCACAGAUGGAGCACUAUGCUUGCAUGGUUGAUCUCCUUGGGCGUGCUGGGUUUUUAAAAGAAGCAAGUGACAUUGUCAAAAGCAUGCCAAUGGAACCCAAUGACUGUGUUUGGGGCUCCCUUCUACAGUCUUGUAGGAUGUACAAGAAUACAGAUGUUGCAGAAGAGACUGCCUCCCAUAUUUUGAAUCUGAACUCAGAAACAACUGGGAGCUACAUGCUGCUCUCAAAUAUUUAUGCUGCAAGUGGGAGAUGGGAAGAUUCUGCAAGGGUGAGGAUCUCAGCAAAGACAAAGGGUUUAAAAAAAAUUCCUGGUCAGAGUUGGAUUGAGGUGAAGAAAAAGCUUUAUGUGUUCUCAGCAGGGAACACUGUGCGACAGGGGUUGGAGGAAGUUUAUGGGAUACUUGAGGAAUUGGUACUUCAAAUGGAAAGCGAGUACAGCUCACCUGAUAAUUGCAUCUUUGGACAAAAUAUUGAUGGAUAAAAAAAUGAAAGGCUGCCUUUUGGUUUUAGUAAUGUUCCUCCUACCAGGUUAUCAGUCACAAACAGACCAAGUUUGCUUGGAUUACCAUGAAAGGUAACCAUAGGAUGUGCGGUUCAAGCAAGUGCUUCUAUUUUGCCUCAAGGUGCAAAAGGUAAAGAAGAAGUCCUAAGGCAUCGGCCUCAUACGUUAAGCCUAUGCUUUUGACGGCCAUCAGCCUUUUUACUCAGGUCGCAAUGUGAUAAUUGAGAAAACUGGUGGAGACCCCCAAGUCACAAAGGAUGGUGUCACUGUUGCCAAAAGUAUCAGCUUCAAAAAAUAGGCCAAAAGUGUUGGUGCAGAUCUUGUAAAGCAGGUUGCAAGCUACUAAUACUGCUGCUGGAGAUGGUACUACUUGUGCUAUUGUCUUAAUUCAGUUAAACGUCUCAAAUUAGUGCCGUUUUCCAAAAACGUCACUCACGGAGGGUUGCAAGUCAAUAGCUGUUGGUGUAAAUGUGAUGGAUUUGCGGCGUGGUAUCAAUAUGGUGGUUGUUGCUGUUAUAUCUGACCUAAAAAGCAAAGCAUCCAUGUUAAGCACACCAGAAGAAAUUAAACUGGUGAUGGACUUUUUAGAGAAAGUAAUUUUUGAAUUACAACCUGUUAGGAAACUAGACGCUGCUAAUUUCUCUCUAGGAUCUUGGGAUCCAAUCUGUCAAGAAAACAACAACACACAAGUACGGUAAAUGGUAUUUUACCAAAGAUACAGCUCGGUACGUUCCCAGGUAAGAUUGGAGGAGUCACACCGGUCUCACUUAAAAUCCAAUCUUUCCUAGACAGAACAUACACGUGUAUUUUUUAUUAGUACUAUAAACACACACAAACAUACACAAGACAAGAAAUUUAUACGUGGUUCGGCCAAUACUGCCUA
Corylus avellana is the source of this 3332-nucleotide messenger RNA. Its product is annotated as Pentatricopeptide repeat (PPR-like) superfamily protein. Gene Ontology annotation, molecular function: RNA binding; protein binding. NCBI's taxonomy places the organism in Eukaryota, Viridiplantae, Streptophyta, Magnoliopsida, Fagales, Betulaceae. The record is from RefSeq and is a predicted model, not a curated record. Gene Ontology annotation, biological process: RNA modification.